This is a messenger RNA of Rhipicephalus sanguineus (brown dog tick), 687 nucleotides long. RefSeq lists its product as uncharacterized. NCBI's taxonomy places the organism in Eukaryota, Metazoa, Arthropoda, Arachnida, Ixodida, Ixodidae. The coding region runs from base 1 to 687 and encodes 228 amino acids. The record is from RefSeq and is a predicted model, not a curated record. The transcript has 2 exons.
AUGGGCAGCCGCAGCACGCUUGAACCCGAGGACGACUACGGCAGCUUCACCGACGAGUACUCGGUUCGCAUUGAAGUCUACGAGACCGAGGUGACAGAUUCUGGAGGCAGCGCGCCGAUCAUCAAAAUCUCGGGCUUGUGCAACACUGAUGACCCUGUGCCUUACUUGAUCGGUCAGCAGUGCCGGUCGCGUUUUGCGACUGCGGAUCAGGCCACCAAAUGCAGUGCCACGCACGUGUACAAAGAUCAACUUCCCAGAUUCCAGUCCUUACAACUGACAGAGAACAAUGAAUACUACCGGGGAUCCGCGAAAAGCACUAGCGUUGAAAAGGACAACAAAGCAGCAUGUCAGACGCGCUGCGUUCCACGAAGCCGUAAAACAACUACGAUUCCAUCUAGACUUUCCCGAAGCUUAUGGGAUGCCGAAAACCAACGGCGCCGACGUAGUGAGUGUACCUACACCCUUGACAGACUUCCUCGCAGCACGUGCAGUUGCGUGGAACGAGUCACACGUCAUCGCCUGCACUGCAUCGAAGAAACCGUGACAACUCGUCAUCUGCCCGCCGUCGAAAGACGAAGACUAGUGCGCCACCACGCGUGCGAAACGUCGCUUCAGGAAGGAUGGGCUUGCACUGACCUUUGUGCCGUGUACCGCAUACUACCCCCUGAAAAAAAUACUACCCCAUGA